AUGAACGAAUUCGAUGACUUAGACCUUUUGGAUAUUCAAGCUGAUAUUCAGGCUCUUGAUGAAGCUUUAGCCUUAUCUGCGAAAAAAAAAUCCGAGCAAUAUGCUAGUAACAGUCAACAAUCUGACGUUUUGUCGAAUGUCGUCGCUGAGGAUAACGAUGACUAUGUCAACUAUCUCCAAGCAAAUCAGGAAAUCGAAAAAUCUUUGAACGCUUACGAGAUUAAUACAAGAUUGAUCACGGGCUUGACGAUAGCUAAGAAGAAAUUGACUGCUCUGCUGGAAGAAUGCGAGCAGAAGAUAAAGCUGCUGGACGAGAAGUUGAUGAAAUCUACGGAUGAAUCGAGCUCAAGUUCCAAAUUGGCAAUCAGCAAUGCUGGUAUACCAUAUUUCAAAGACAAGGAUUAUUUCAGUGCUCCUAAGAAUAUUGAUACCAAGCGAAAGGAAGCCGCUGGUGAAGUGUUUCUUUUGAAUUUGAAAAAGCCAAACCGCUGGUCAGGAAAAGACAGAGAAAUGCUUUUAAGUGCCAUAAACAAUCAAGCUAUCGAAUCGGUACUGUCUGGAGGAUUCAAUAAAGAAAUUGACGAGUCGACAUCUGAUAAUCAAACUAAGUUGGUAAUUCCCAGAAACUUCAACGAGAUGGUGGGGCCGUUGGGUGCGAGAGAUUUCGAUUGGUAUAAGAUUUCUGUUAUGGAUUUCGAUAAUAAACAUUCACCAGGCGAAUGCAAGGCUAUGUGGAAUGUCUACCUGCAUCCCGCUUUUAGAAAAAAUGAAUGGACAAAUGCAGAAGAUAAGAACCUGUUGAAAUGUAUCAGAGAAUAUAAGUGUCAAGAUUGGGAUGCUAUUGCGCGGAAAUUAAAUACAAACCGUAGCGCAUAUCAAUGUUUUAUCAGAUAUAAUACUAUCAAAAAAGUGCCGUUAGCAGGACAAUUGUGGACCAGGCAGGAGGACAAACAUCUCAUAAAAAUUAUAAACGCAAUCAAGAUCGGAGACUACAUUUCUUGGUCCGAAGUUGCUAAUCAUUUUCGACACAGAACCAAGCAACAAAUUUACGUACGAUGGACGUAUAGGAAAGCACCACAUUUGAGAAAAGGUAGAUUUACUUAUCAGGAAACAACAACUCUCCUGAAAGCGGUGCAGAAAUAUGGCAUGGAUUUCUGUAAAAUUUCAAGCACUGUAAUGCCACAUCGAACUUCGAUACAACUCCAAGAGCGUUACCAAACGGUGGUGUCCAAUGUCAAUAAUUGGAAUGUUUGGACACUCAACGAUGAUAUGAUGUUAAUUAAUCUGCAAUUGAAAUACAGUAACGAUUGGUCCAGAAUAGCCAAGUAUUUUUCCGAUAAAACAAGAACACAAGUGAGACAUCGAUAUAAUGCAUUAUUAAAAUAUAUAGCGAAGGGUACAAGUCUCGAAAGUAUACCUAGACCGCCCCCUACAAUUUCUAAAAGAAAUUUUAUUAAUAAAAAGUCAUCCAAUAAAGAGAGCACCAAAAAGACACUUAUUAAAAAUACUAUAUCUGAGAUACAACCUGUUGUAAAUAUUUUUGAUAUUCAGUUAAGAUUGUAUGAAGCUCUUUGUUUUCCACUUUCAAUUAAACCUAAUAAUUCUGAAAAAUUUUACAAUAGCGAGCAGCUUAUGCGUUACACUAAGAGAUUAUACAACACAUUGAAUUUAUUAAACGCCAAUCUUGAUAUUCCAGAUAAUUUUCUGAAAUAUGUACAAUUAAAUAACAAAGAGAAACAACUUCUAGUUUCUUUCAAAGAAUAUUUAAACGUAAGACAUAUACAGAAUAAUGAACUGAUAGAAAAAUAUAGUGUACUAAUGUUUGGUUGUACCCCAGAAGUUAAUGAGAGUGAUUUUUUCAUACCACCACUUCCAUUUGAUGGACAUGUAAAGCUCAGAAAAAUUAAAAAUCAAAAGAACACAUCUAUAGAUUACGAUUUAGACAUUAAUGAAAAAUUUCUUAUUGAUGUACAUGCAGAUUUCUCUAUAAUUCCCUCUGUAUUUCCUUUUGUAAGUAUUGAGGAAGACAUUCAGUUUCAUAAACUUGGUCAGUUCUUAAUAAAUGAUUACCAUAAUUUUUUAGAACAAAAUGUAGAUUUAUAUAAAUCAACAAAAUGUAUCUUUUCUUUUGCUAAAACAAAGACUUCAAAAGAGAUUUUAUUAGAACACAAUAAAUUGAAUGUAAAUUUAGAGAUAAGUUCGGAAGAUUGCAACCAAGUGAAAUUAAUCAAGUCGAAAAAAACUAGAUUAAAUGUAAGUUUGGAAGAUUACGAACAAGUGGAAUUAAAUAAGUUAAAGAAAGUUGGUAGAUCAAAGGUAAGUUUGGAAGCUUAUGAACAAUUGGAAUUUAACAAAGUUGACAAAGAAACUACGAGUGUCAAAGAUGAUGAAGAUGUAAAUAUGGAUAAUAUAAUUCCACCAAAUCAAGCGACUUUAUUAGGUUUAAAGAACUUGUUUCUUUGGAAAUUACUGUAUGAUUAUCAACACGAAUCUCAUCUACGAUGUGAAUUGAUGGCAUUGUUUGGAAAGGAAUUAAAAUCAGAACAUACUUCGACAAAUUCUGAACUUACAAAAAUGGAGAGCGCUGAAUAUCAACUGCUGCGAACGCGCCUACGGCAAUUAUUUGAACUUCCAAUAGGUUUGUCGAACACUAUAUUGGAAGUGCAAGGGCCAGAAGCGAUAUUUUCAAAAGAUAAGCCGACUCAUCAAAUAAUCGCAACUAUUUCAAAAAAAAGAAAGUUUGAAGACUAUGAAAAUACAGAUAUAAAUCCUUUGCAAUUAAAUAAAAGAGAUGACUCAAGUAUUUCGGCUAAUAACAAUUCGCAACUUAACUUGGGCGUUACAUCGAGAAACCUUCCUGAAGUACGUAGCUGCAAAAGAAUUAAUAAGAAAUAUAAAAUCACUAGAAAAUAACGCAUAAUUCUGGAUCAUUUAAAUCAAUAUGGAAAUACUUGUAGGAAGCAUUAAAGUUUUAUUUAUUUCAAAACAUGAUACAUUUUUUAACUUAUAUUUUUUUUUUAUUAGGUUUACAACAAUUCUCAGCCCCUUUUACUAAGUUUUGAUGUAAAAUUAUAAAAGAACGAAUAUUAACGUAAUAUCAAAGUAAGCUCCUUUACUUUCCACAUUUCGCCAUCUUUCAAGCAACUAUAAUGAAAAAAAUUGAAAUUGAUAUCACGAAAUCUUUGAAAUCUCUUUUUACAUGUACUGUGUACAACACAGAAUUUUCGCCUAAAGCCGAGCAAAUCAUUUCUUGAACUUCUGCGUUUUUCUUCAGUUGGAACGAAAAAGAGGCAUUGCCUCAAAUGCUGAGCUGCUUUCAGGAAAUACGCCUAGGUAGGUCUAAGCUAUAAUUUACGUUACAUAUAUUAUAGCAAAGAUGCACCUAAGAGUUAUCUGUGCAUAAUUUCUGAACGCAGCCCUGUUUUUCAAACGACAUAGUUUUCACUACUAUUUUUUUAGAUUAAAUUCGCAGUACCGAUACCUAUUAUUUUAAAGCUUAAGCAUGACACUUCAAAAAGACUAUGACGAGAAAAAGAUUCAAAUUUGAAUAAGUGCUGUAAUUGAUUGAAUAUAAGC
Cyphomyrmex costatus is the source of this 3576-nucleotide messenger RNA. RefSeq names its product proximal sequence element A Pbp95 (gene Pbp95). Lineage: Eukaryota; Metazoa; Arthropoda; Insecta; Hymenoptera; Formicidae. Bases 1 to 2913 code for a protein of 970 amino acids. Gene Ontology annotation, molecular function: RNA polymerase III type 3 promoter sequence-specific DNA binding; RNA polymerase II cis-regulatory region sequence-specific DNA binding. The transcript has a single exon. Gene Ontology annotation, cellular component: snRNA-activating protein complex. The record is from RefSeq and is a predicted model, not a curated record. Gene Ontology annotation, biological process: snRNA transcription by RNA polymerase III; snRNA transcription by RNA polymerase II.